Messenger RNA from Ictidomys tridecemlineatus (thirteen-lined ground squirrel), 3170 nucleotides. It is a transcript of the gene Esrp2, whose product is annotated as epithelial splicing regulatory protein 2. Gene Ontology annotation, molecular function: RNA binding. The record is from RefSeq and is a predicted model, not a curated record. Lineage: Eukaryota; Metazoa; Chordata; Mammalia; Rodentia; Sciuridae.
CCCCUGUCGCCUGGCCCAGACCCCGCAGUAGACUCCGCAGAAGACCCCAGUUCCGGAUCUGGAUCACUGGUCGUGCUGUUUGGGGCCACUGCGGGUGCACUGGGGCCGGACUUGGGCUCUGAUGAGACCGACUUAAUCCUUAUAGUAUGGCAAGUGGUGGAGCCGCGGAGCCGUCAGGUUGGGACGCUGCACAAGUCUUUAAUUCGAGCCGAGGCAACUGCACUGAGUCCACAGUGCCGCGAGGCGAGCGGGCUGAGCGCGGACAGCCUGGCGCGGGCCGAGUCACUGGACAAGGUGCUGCAGCAGUUCUUACAGCUGGUGAACAGGGAUGUGGCUCUCCUGGGUGGGGGCCCUUAUGUGCUCUGCACUGAUGGGCAGCAGCUGUUGCGACAGGUUCUGCACCCUGAGGCCUCAAGGAAGAACUUGGUGCUCCCCGACACUUUCUUCUCCUUCUACGACCUCCGCAGAGAGUUCCACUUGCAGCACCCAACUGCCUGCUCUGCCAGGGACCUCACAGUGGCCACCAUGGCACAGGAUUUGGGACUAGAGACAGAUGCCACAGAGGACGACUUUGGGGUCUGGGAAGUAAAGACAAUGGUGGCCAUCAUCCUCCACCUGCUUGAAAGGCCCAGUGGUCAAUUGUUUUCAAAGCCCCAGGUGGUAAAGCAGAAGUAUGAGACGGGACCUUGCAGCAAGGCUGAUGUGGUAGACAGUGAGACUGUGGUACGUGCCCGUGGAUUGCCCUGGCAGUCAUCAGACCAGGAUGUGGCUCGAUUCUUCAAAGGGCUCAACAUUGCCAGGGGUGGUGUAGCACUCUGCCUCAACGCCCAGGGCCGCAGAAAUGGUGAGGCCCUCAUCCGUUUUGUGGACAGCGAGCAGCGGGACCUAGCACUGCAGAGACACAAGCACCACAUGGGCAUCCGUUAUAUUGAGGUAUAUAAAGCAACAGGGGAGGAGUUUGUGAAGAUUGCAGGGGGAACAUCAUUAGAGGUGGCUCGUUUCCUUUCACGGGAAGACCAAGUGAUUCUGAGGCUUCGAGGACUGCCCUUCUCAGCUGGGCCAACAGAUGUACUAGGUUUCCUGGGGCCAGAGUGCCCAGUGACUGGGGGAGCUGAUGGAUUGCUCUUUGUACGCCAUCCUGAUGGGAGACCAACUGGUGAUGCUUUUGCCCUCUUCGCCUGUGAGGAGCUGGCACAGGCUGCACUGCGCAGGCACAAGGGCAUGCUUGGUAAGCGAUAUAUUGAACUCUUCAGGAGCACUGCAGCUGAAGUGCAGCAGGUUCUGAACCGCUAUGCAUCUAGCCCACUCCUUCCCACAUUGACUGCUCCACUGCUACCCAUCCCAUUCCCACUGGCAGCUGGGCCUGGGAGGGAUUGUGUACGCCUUCGAGGCCUACCCUACACGGCCACCAUUGAAGAUAUUCUGAACUUUCUGGGGGAGGCAGCAGCUGACAUUCGGCCCCAUGGUGUACACAUGGUACUCAACCAGCAGGGCCGGCCAUCUGGUGAUGCCUUCAUUCAGAUGAUGUCAGCAGAGCGGGCCCUAGCUGCUGCUCAGCGUUGCCACAAGAAGGUGAUGAAGGAACGCUAUGUAGAGGUGGUCCCCUGCUCCACAGAGGAGAUGAGCCGUGUCCUGAUGGGUGGCACCUUGGGCCGCAGUGGCAUGUCCCCUCCACCCUGCAAACUGCCCUGCCUCUCACCACCCACCUACGCCACCUUCCAGACGACCCCAACCCUUAUUCCCACGGAGACAGCAGCUCUGUAUCCCUCUUCAGCAUUGCUCCCAGCUGCUAGGGUGCCUGCUGCCCCUACCCCUGUUGCCUACUACCCAGGGCCAGCCACUCAACUCUACAUGAACUACACAGCCUACUAUCCCAGCCCUCCAGUCUCUCCAACCACUGUGGGCUACCUCGCCACACCCCCUGCUGCCCUGGCUUCUACUUCCACCUCAGUAUUGUCCCAGCCAGGAGCCCUGGUGCGCAUGCAGGGUAUCCCAUACACAACUGGUAUGAAGGAUCUGCUCAGUGUCUUCCAGGCCUACCAGCUAGCCCCUGAUGACUACGCCACUCUGAUGCCUGUUGGUGAUCCACCUCGCCCUGUAUUACAACCCAAGGAGUGGGUGUGCUUGUAGAUGAGAAAGCCAGGAAAUAAGCUGAUAUCUACUCUCAGCUAACAUGCCUCUCCUGUGCCAAGAGCACUCUCAAUCCACUGGCUUCUUUCUGGCUUGUCAAAGCUCUCAGAAGGCACACAGAGAAGACCAAGUCCAGUUCCACCCUUACUUCUCUGCCUGUUCACCCCAAAGAUGAUGGCUAUCUUGCAACCAGGGCUUGGGGUAUGGAGACCUGGAGGGAUGAUGAGCAUCUUGAAUGGCACCUGGAGAUCGGAGAGCAUUUGGUCUAUUCUGCCUUGGACUAUGUCCUCAGAUAUCAUGGGGCUCAUAGGCACACUGCAGGCUUGCUUUUCUUUUUAAAAUGUAAACCCUGGUUCCCUCAAUGUGUGACUCCUGGGAGAAUCAAAGGGUCCAUCCAUCUGAGCCUUUAAAUAGAGGUCCCAGUGCUCUACAAUCCCUGUUAUUCCUGUGGCAGGUAGAGAGGUGCAGAGAAAUAGCUCCUGUCCUCAGGACACUUAAACCUCAGAGACAACAUUGUGCCAGGGGUGUCUCCACACAAGGUUAAUAGCCAGCUGGGCACAAAUAUCAGAUGGCAAAACCACAAACUCUUAUGUGCUGCAGCAUCCCUUGAAAACACUAGGGGGCAGAGGGCCCCCACACAAAAACUCAGGCUUAAAUUUUAAAGGGGACUCUGAACUUUCCCAUACCCAGCAAACACCAUGGAAUGUCCUUUGCACCCAUUAAAGGGUGCAGAACUGAAGCCUCAAAAGAAAUUUAGAAUUAUCUUUGUAAAAAUCAGCGAAAGUUGCUAACCAAGUGGACUUUCUAAAAGUCACAGUGCCCUUAAUUUUGGCCUCAGUGAAGAGUUCCAACCAGCCUCAAGCGGAGAAAAACUCAAGACAGAUUUUCAAAGAGACUUUUGAUCUGUCACCAUUUAUUAUUUUAGCACUACAACUAAGGAGAAGCCUGAAAUGUUGGCUUUUCUUCCCUUUGUAUUUGUGUUAAGGAGCACUGCACUCCUAUAAAACGUUUUAAAAUAUAAACUGUACAAGAAAACACGA